AUGGCACCCCCUCCGCCCGCCAGCGUCCCUCUCACCCAGAGGCUUUUGCUUCUCGCCCAGACCCUGCAAUUUGCUUGGUUUGCCGGACACCUGACUCUGAUCCUGUCCGUUAUUCGCUAUUCCUUCUCCUACGUUACCUUCAACUACUACAGCAGAGUCGCCCGCUGGAGUUACCGAUUGGCCUUCCUCUCGGCCUGCCUUACCUACGGUAUUGUCGUCUACAAGACCCUGAGAGCUCGCAGCAAGGCUGGAGCUAAGGCGCCCCAGAGCCCCUUGGCUCUCAUCGCCGACGAGAAUGUCCAGUACCUUGUCAUGUCCCUGGUCUGGCUCUUCUCUCCCCAGUACCCCCUGGCUAUGCUUCCCUACGCCAUCUACUCCGUCUUCCACGUCGCCACCUACACGCGCGCCAACGUGAUUCCCACCAUCACUCCCCCCAAGCCCAUCGCCCCGGCUGCUGGCGCUUCUCCCGGCGGAAAGCCCCAGUACGCGCACAACCCCAUUGCCGACAAGAUUGGCGCUUUCGUCAAGGAGUACUACGACGCGUCCAUGUCCGUGGUUUCCUCCCUUGAGAUCCUCCUCUGGGUUCGCCUUCUGCUGUCCGCCAUCACUUUCCAGCGCCGCUCCUGGAUUCUGAUUGCCAUCUACACUGCCUUCCUGCGUGCCCGCUUCACCCAGAGCUCUCACGUUCAGAACUCGUUCGCCAUGUUCGAGUCCCGCGUUGACUCCGCCGUCGGCAACCAGGGUACUCCCCCUGCCGCUCGCCAGGCCUGGGACACUGUCAAGGGAGGCGCCCGCCAGUUCUACGCCUACACCGACCCUAACCGCUACCUCAGCGGUACCGCCGUCCCCAAGAAGACCUCCUAA
Molecule: messenger RNA, 864 nt
Organism: Colletotrichum siamense
Lineage: Eukaryota; Fungi; Ascomycota; Sordariomycetes; Glomerellales; Glomerellaceae
Gene: POM33
Product: Nucleoporin POM33
Exons: 4
Coding region: 1-864 (287 amino acids)
Biological process (GO): endoplasmic reticulum tubular network organization; membrane organization
Cellular component (GO): endoplasmic reticulum; membrane
Source: RefSeq, a predicted model, not a curated record